ACGCGUUCCUUCCUUCCCUCCCUCCCUCCCUCCCCUCCCAAGAAACACAAGAGCCAGGCAGCGCUUGCGAGGCUCAAGCGCCGCAGCAAUGUCUCUGGCCCCGUCCAUCCCUUCCAUCAAGGUGAAGGUGGGGCCCGUCUCGGUGGCGCCCCCGCACCGCGCAUGCCGAUCCUUCGCGGUGGUCAGGAGCUCCAAGGCGGAGGGCCCCAUCCGGAGACCCGCGGCGCCCCCGCUGUCGCCACCGCCAAAGACGCCGGCUUUGUCCACUCCUCCCACCCUGUCGCAGCCUCCCAAGCCCGCUGCUCCACCCACGUCGUCGGAGUCGACACCACCGUCUCCUCAGCCGAAGGCGGCUGUGGCCACAGCCCCCGCGGCAGCGCUGCAGAGGCCGCUGGCUGGGGCUGUGACGCUGGAGUACCAGAGGAAGGUGGCCAAGGACCUGCAAGACUACUUCAAGAAGAAGAAGCUGGACGAGGCCGACCAGGGCCCAUUCUUUGGGUUCGUGCCCAAGAAUGAGAUUUCCAACGGAAGGUGGGCCAUGUUUGGGUUUGCAGUAGGGAUGCUAACAGAGUACGCAACAGGCUCUGAUUUUGUUCAGCAAUUGAAGAUCCUUCUUUCCAAUUUCGGAAUUGUGGACUUGGAUUAAUAAUGCCGGGCUUGGUGUUUUCGUUAUGCAUAAGUCUUUUAAAUGUAAUGUACUUAAUUGAUAUGG
Molecule: messenger RNA, 712 nt
Organism: Zea mays
Lineage: Eukaryota; Viridiplantae; Streptophyta; Magnoliopsida; Poales; Poaceae
Exons: 2
Coding region: 89-646 (185 amino acids)
Source: RefSeq, marked validated